This is a messenger RNA of Rhagoletis zephyria (snowberry fruit fly), 1497 nucleotides long. The record is from RefSeq and is a predicted model, not a curated record. NCBI's taxonomy places the organism in Eukaryota, Metazoa, Arthropoda, Insecta, Diptera, Tephritidae.
UCCUACAAACGCCCAAACUACGAAUAUAGCAAAAUCGGGUUUCCAUUUAGUCUUAAAGUAAAAAAUAUUAGAAAUGAUCACUGCGUUGAAGCAGCGGAACACGACGACUAUUUGACAUUUGACCAGCAACUCGAUCAUUUUGAUUCCUCAAACAAUGCCACUUGGAAACAACGGUACCUAGCUAACAUGGCCUUUUUUGACUUCUCUCUUCCUUCUUAUUCGCCCAUGUUUCUUAUGUUUGGCGAAAAAAGGGAAAUAAGGUCUCUAUUUGUAUCGGCCGGGCAAAAGUUCAAUAAUGCUAAGCAAUUUAAUGCUGGAAUGGUAAUUCUAGAACAUCGUUAUUUUGGCGAAUCGCAUCCAACCGCUAACACUUCAAUAGAAAACUUAAAGUACUUUACCAUUGAACAGUCACUAGAAGAUGCCGUUACUUUUAUUAAGUUCAUUAAACGCAAGUACAACAUAAGCGACAACCACAAAUGGAUCAUUUUUGGAGGAGACUACGCUGGUAACUUGGCCGCAUGGCUUCGCCUGAAACACCCCGAUGUCGUUUUGGGUGCCGUCGCCUCCAGUGCGCCCCUUCAAGCCAAACUCAGUUUUGACACUUUUCUCCAAGAGAUGGACACUGACUUGGGCAAGGGGUGUGUGAAUGAAGUCCGCCUGGCCAUGAACGAGUUCACCCAUAAACUAGGCAGCGAUUCAGGCAGAGAGUACCUGACAAAUCUGUUUGGACUUUGCACGCCGUUAAAGAACGCCAACCAGCUGGACAUCUCCCUAUUAGUCUACAUUAUAUCAAUUCCUUUUCAAGGAGCGGCAAUGUUUAAUGAAGAAAAUCCACGUUUUCCAAAUGAUCCCGGUGUUUGUGAGAUAAUGACAGACAGGCGUUAUGGCGCUUCAGCGCUUGAACGUUUAAGAGUAACCUUAUGGGAAUAUCGUAUAAGUAACUGUGUCUACUUCCAGUACAAACCUUACGUUGAUUUAGUUGCAGAAGUGGGGUGGCUCAAUUAUACUUCCGAUUAUCGUAUGGGGCUGUACUUGCAAUGCUCUACCAUAGGCCANCAAUGCUCCUCCAUAGGCCAGUUCGUCACCACUAGUCACAACGUUGACCAGCCGUUUGGCGACUACUUUUCAGUGGAGUUUUUCGUGCAGCAAUGCAAAGACAUUUUCGGGCCUCAAUUUGAUCAACAGGCAAUUGAGCGGGCCGUAGAACGGACUAACAAAGUCUACGGAGGGACCAAUCUGUCAACUACGCCCACUCUGAGCAAUGUCGUCUACGUCAACGGCCAACGUGAUCCGUGGCGUGUGUUGGGCGUGUUGGAGCAGCCACCCAACAGGCCCACCCUCCUUCCGGUGGUCAUCUCUGGAUCGGCUCACAACGAGGACAUCGACGUGCCGGAUGUGCAUGAUUCUCCGGAACUGACGGAAGCCCGUGCCAAGAUCAACAAAGCGAUUGAGCGAAUGCUAGCGGAGCAGCAGCAGCAGCAACAGCAGCAACACUGA